Arachis stenosperma is the source of this 2720-nucleotide messenger RNA. Its product is annotated as G-type lectin S-receptor-like serine/threonine-protein kinase At4g27290. Bases 85 to 2502 code for a protein of 805 amino acids. NCBI's taxonomy places the organism in Eukaryota, Viridiplantae, Streptophyta, Magnoliopsida, Fabales, Fabaceae. Gene Ontology annotation, biological process: recognition of pollen; protein phosphorylation. Gene Ontology annotation, molecular function: protein serine/threonine kinase activity; ATP binding. The transcript has 8 exons. The record is from RefSeq and is a predicted model, not a curated record.
UAAACACUAACCCACUAAAAUCAGUUCUUUUACUAUUUUUUCUUGUAUUUUAGUGAAAACAAGUUGUUCAUCAUUAAAAAAAACAUGGAAAAGUUGAAGAUGCUGUGGUCUUGGUCCUUUCUAUUCUCACUUAUAUUAAGAACCUCCACCUCACUUGACAAUAUAACCGUUUUUCAAUCCCUCAGCGAUGGAGAGACAUUGAUUUCACAUGAAGGAAUCUUUGAACUUGGUUUCUUCAGUCCUGGAAACUCAAAGGGCCGAUACGUAGGUAUCUGGUACCAUAAUAUGUCCCCUUUAACAGUUGUGUGGGUUGCCAACAGAGAAACUGCACUCAAUGAUACCUCUGGAGUUUUAAAAGUAACCCAUCAAGGACUUGUUCUCCUUGUUAAUGGCACCAGCAACAGCACUGUGUGGUCUUCCACCAUGUCUAGCAAAGCGGAGAAUCCGGUUGCACAGCUCCUGGUCUCAGGAAAUCUUGUUGUCAAAGAUGGCCAUAAUGGGGAGCACUUCUUGUGGCAGAGUUUUGAUUUUCUUGGUGAUACUUUCUUACCAGGAUCAAAGAUAGGUUGGGAUCCAGUGACAGGGAUAGAGAGAACCUUAACAUCUUCGAGAAGUGCUGAUGAUCCCGGCCAUGGAGACUUCAAAUUCAGAAUAGACCCCAGAGGCUAUCCACAAGCGGUUCUAACGAAUGGAACGGUUAUAAUGGUCAGAGUAGGACCCUGGAAUGGACUUAUGUUUUCAGGAGCUACCAUUUAUUUGCGCUAUAGUAAAUUACUGCCAACUGAUUAUGAUUUCAUUGAUAAGGAGCUAAUUUGUAAACUCCAACCUUUGCAUGCAUAUAGUGUUAUUAGAAGUGUGGUGACCCCUUGGGGUGGUGUGCAGCUUCUGCAUUGGUCAAGACAAACCAGUAGCUGGGAGACACUUCUUUCUUUACCAGAAGGUGAAUGUGACAAAUAUGCACACUGUGGCGCAAAUUCUGUUUGUAGAGUCACUCCGGCUCCAAUCUGCACAUGCCUAGAAGGAUUUGUUCCAAAAUACUCAAGAAAGUGGAAGGACAUGUAUUGGUCUGAUGGUUGUGUUAGGAUCACUCCAUUAAGUUGCAGCAAAGAUGGUUUCAAGAAGCACUCAGGUGUGGUGUUGCCUGACACAUCUACCUCUUGGCAUAACAUGACCAUGAACCUGCAGGAAUGUGAGGACUUGUGUAGGAAAAAUUGUUCCUGUACGGCAUAUUCCAAUUUGGAUGUCCGUGGCGGAGGAAGUGGUUGCAUACUUUGGUUUCAUGAUUUGAUUGAUAUGAGACAAGGAGGACAAGAUCUUUAUAUUCGACUACCUAUGUCAGAGCUAGGUGAUGAGUCAAACAAGAAAAAGCUUGUAGGCAUGAUUGUUGGCUCCAUUUUGUUCUUUAUGAGCAUGAUGUUUGGACUGGUUCUAUGUCUAUGGAGAAAGAAACUUGAGGAGCCAGAAAUAUUUUGGUGGAAGCAACGGGCUCACGAAAGGGAAAAGGAUGACAUGGAUCUUCCAAUGUUUGAUUUAUCAACCAUAGUUUAUGCCACUAAUUACUUCUCUAGUGAAAACAAAUUGGGAGAAGGUGGAUUUGGAUCUGUAUACAAGGGUACACUUGAAAAUGGGACAGAGAUUGCUGUGAAGAGGCUUUCCAUUGACUCUGAACAAGGACUGGAUGAGUUUAAAAAUGAAGUUCAGUUAAUUGCAAAACUUCAGCAUCGCAACCUUGUAAAGCUUCUUGGCUGUUGCAUUCAACGAAAAGAAAAACUCUUGAUUUAUGAGCUCGUGCCCAAUAGGAGUUUGGACACCUUUAUUUUUGAUGAUUCUAGAAGAAAAUUAUUAGAUUGGGCAAAGCGCUUUCAAAUUAUUGGCGGAACAGCUCGAGGCCUAGUUUAUUUACAUCAAGAUUCUAGGCUAAGAGUGAUUCAUAGAGAUCUAAAAACUAGCAAUAUACUUCUUGAUAAAGACAUGAACGCGAAAAUAUCAGACUUUGGUCUUGCUAGGACAUUUGCCGGAGAUCAAACUGAGGCCAGAACAAAAAGAGUGAUGGGAACUUAUGGUUAUAUUUCUCCAGAGUAUGCGGUGCGUGGAUCCUUCUCAAUGAAAUCUGAUGUGUUCGCUUUUGGUGUAAUUGUGCUUGAGAUAGUAAGUGGCAAGAAGAACAGAGAGUUUUGUGUCCCUCACCAGAGUCUUAACCUUCUUGGACAUGCAUGGGAGCUCUGGAAUGAGGAGAGGCCCUUGGAACUGGUAGAUGAAUCGGUGCGCGAUUCGGUGAUUGAAGUUGAAGCAUUGAGAUGCAUACACAUAGGGCUGUUAUGUGUUCAAGGGAGACCCGAAGAUAGGCCUAACAUGUCAUCUGUAGUUCGUAUGCUGGAAGAUGAUAAACCAUUGCGCAAGCCGAGGCUUCCGGCAUUUUACUCACACCAGGAAGAAUCUAUGGGAAGAGAUGAUGGAGUUUCAGCAAAUGAGGUUACCAUAUCAUUGUUAGGGGCAAGAUAAUGAUUCUAGAAGAAAAUGAUUAGAUUGGGGAAAGCGCUUUCAAAUUAUUGGCGGGACAGCUCGAGGACUAGUUUAUUUACAUCAUGAUUCUAGGCUAAGAGUUAUACACAGAGAUCUAAAAGCUAGCAAUAUCCUUCUUGACAAAGACAUGAACGCGAAAAUAUCAGACUUUGGUCUUGCUAGGACAUUUGCCGGAGAUCAAUCUGAGGCCACAACAA